Molecule: messenger RNA, 3395 nt
Organism: Malus domestica (apple)
Lineage: Eukaryota; Viridiplantae; Streptophyta; Magnoliopsida; Rosales; Rosaceae
Product: filament-like plant protein 7
Source: RefSeq, a predicted model, not a curated record
UCCUGUUCUACCUGUGGCCCGUUGUUCUUUGACUUCUUUUUCUCUUUGGCUUUUCCUUUUUGCUCUUUUUUCUUUUUAUUCUCUCUUCCCUCUCUCUCUCAUUAAUUAUUAUUACCGAGAGAGGUAAACUGUCGGUGGAGUGCGAGCAUCCUAUGAUUCUAUUGAUCCAUGAAGAAGAAAGUCUCUCUUCAUUUGUGGUAUUAUAAGUCGUUGUUUUCUUCUCCCUUGACUUCCACAGUAAGGCAUGGUGGAAACAGUUCUUGGAGCACCACUGUUUUAGCAUUUUGGUCUCUCUCUUAAUUGCCCAGUGACCCGAAAUCAUGGACCACAAGGCUUGGCUUUGGAGGAAAAAAUCUUCAGAGAAGACAAUUCUUGCAACUAACAAAGUUGCCACUCCUUUGGGAAGAAUUGAAGAAGAGGUACAGACAUUUUCAUAUCCAGCUGAGAAAGGAAGCGAAACAGAGAGAUCGAGGAAAAAUCUAAAUGAGAAGUUAGCUUCAGUUCUCCUAGACCGCACUGUAAAAGAAGAUCCCGUUCCAGAACAUGCAAAACCGGAAGAAGAAGCUAUAGCAGGUGAUUGUGGUGAGAAGGCAGGAGAGUCGGUUUUAAAGCAAGAAUUAGAGGAACCUUUGAGGCAGGGAGUAUCCACAAAUGAAAGAUCAACUCAUUCAGAUGAUGCAUUGAACGAAUGCAUGCAGCAGCUAAAGUUUGUUCGAGAAGAACAGGAGCAAAGAAUACAUGAAGCAGUUAUGAUGACAUCAAGAGAGUAUGAGAAGGCACAGAAAAAGUUAGAAGAGAAGUUGAGAGAGACAAGUGAACAGCUUACACACUUGGUUGCUGAAAAUACUAAUUUGAACAGAGCCCUUCGAGCAAAAGACAAAUUGAUCGAAGAUUUGAAUAGACACAAGUCUCAAACCGAUGCAGAAUUCAGUGCCCUAAUGGCUAGACUGGAUUCCACAGAAAAGGAAAAUGCUUUUCUAAGAUAUGAAUUUCACAUGCUUGAGAAGGAACUUGAGAUCCGAAGUGAGGAGAUGGAAUACAACCGUCGGUCAGCUGCAGAAUCCCAUAAACAACAUUUGGAGAGUGUGAGGAUAAUCGCAAAGUUAGAACAAGAAUGUCAGAGACUUCAUCUCCUUAUGCGAAAGCGGCUGCCAGGUCCUACUGCUUUGGUGAAUAUGAAGAGUGAGGUUCAAAUGCUGGGAAGGGAUCAGACUGAGAUGAGAAGAAGAAAGCAGAAUCAUACAAGAGAUAUGGUUGCAAAAGAUGCCAACAUGGGAAAUUCUCCUGAAAUUUCAAAUAAGAAGAUGAGUCUCGUGAUUGAGCAAUUACGAGAUUUGGAAGAAGAAAACAAAACUCUGAGAGAAAUUUUAACAAAAAAAAAUGCCGAACUCCUUUCUUCAAGGACCACAUAUUCUCGAACAGCUUCCAGAUUGUCACAGGCUGAGACUCAGCUUGGAGAGCUUUCUAAAUUCCAUAAAUCUAUGGAGCUGGUACCAUGUAAUGACAUUUCUCGAUAUUCAAGGUUUGACAUUGGCAGUGAUGAUAGCUCGUCCGAAUCUUGGGCUAGUGCUCUAAUUUCAGAGUUGGAACAUUUUAAAAACGACAGACUUAAAAGUCCACAGGAAUGUUCAGACAUUAGCUUAAUGGAUGAUUUUGUUGAGAUGGAGAAAUUGGCAAUAGUUUCUGCUGGUAAACCUCCUAACAAUGGGCAUCAACAUUGUUUUACCGGUAGGGAGCUUGUACCAGUUGAAGUCAGUUCCAACAGUGAUGAGAGAAAGCACGGCCUGUCAAAAGAUUCAAGGUCAGAGAAUUCUUUUGAUUGGCUUCAGGUCGUUUUAAAAGCAAUGUUGGAGCAAAAGAAUGUUUCGAAACGAAGUUUAGAUGAGCUAUUUGAGGACAUCAAAAUUGCCUUGGGUUACAUAAAUCCACCAACCGACAAUGGACCUCGUAGAAGUGCAGUCUCAAGGCCUCUUGCAGAAUCUGAUCCUGUAGAUUCUUUUGGUGGAGCUUUGAGUAUUGACACUUCAGUGGAAGAUAGUGGCAGCCAACGUUGUCAAGAUGCUUCAAGCAUGAGGAAUAAAAUCAAUAAGCAAUUUGGUUGGCCGGAAGACCGACGAGAUAAUGGAGUGAAGGGUGCAUCUGCGGAGCAGUUGUUGUGUCUGCCUUUAGUUGCUUCUUCAAAGGAAACAAAUGUUCCACUUCAAUUGAAUAUGGUGCAGGAUAAACUGCAAGAAGAAAACAGCAGAUUGAAAGAUGAACUAAAGAAUAUGGAAGCUAGCCUGCAGUCAGCAACCGAAAAGAAUGAAGCGUUGGUCAUACAACUUCAGGAAUCACAACAAAGAAUUGAAAUCUUAAAGACAGAAGUGGAGAGUCUGAAAGAAUCAGAGGGGGUGAUGGUAGACCAGAUCGAAAAUCAGAAGUCGAUUAAUGAAGAUCUUGAUACUCAACUGACUGUUGCCAAAGCAAAGUUGAAACAAGUCUUCCAGAAGUUUUCUUCUUUAGAAGUUGAAUUGGAGGAUAAACAUAACUGUUGUGAAGAUUUAGAAGCAACAUGUCUUGAGCUUCAGCUCCAGCUACAAAGUGCUGAGAAGGAGACUCUAACGCAUGGCAUAAACCAAGACGAAAAGCAAUCCCCUUCCGGAUGGGAAAUCACAACAGCUUCGGUGAAGCUGGCAGAGUGUCAAGAAACCAUCCUAAACCUAGGAAAACAGAUCAAGGCACUGACUACACCAAGGGAAGCACAACGUUUUGACAAGGUGUUCUCCACAACCAGCACUGCAGCCAAUGCCACCAGCAAUAACUUGAACAGGCGCUCUUCCCUGCUUGAUCAAAUGCUAGCUGAGGACAAUCCCAAGUCUCCAAAAGAUAAUGAGACAACAACGGAUGCAGAUCCGCAGAAACCAUCGCUUUUUCAGUCUGAUAGUCACAAUGCCUUGUCCACUCCUAUCGCUCUGGUACAUAUGCCGGAAGGGCAUCUAGGUUCAAGGGGUAAAGGUGGUAACAGCGCAGUUGGGAGUCUGGCUAUUGUGCCGAGUAAGAAACAAGGAGGUUUUGGUUUGCUAAGGAGGCUACUGCUGCGAAGAAAGAAAGGAAGCGCCAAGAAACCCCAAUCCUUGGCGAAAGUAUGAUUGCUCAAGAGCCAUCAUGCCUACUGAGGCAAAUAUGUGACUUUACUUAUGCUUUUCGGUUGUUUGACAACGCUUAGAGGGUUCCUGAGAGAUUUGGUUUUUUUUCUUGUGUAGGGUUAGUAAGAGAGUGAGAGAGAACUAUGACAUUGUAAGUAUGGUUGAUGUGUAUGUCUUUGUUUGUAAGUGUGAAAGCCUGUAAGAUUAUCACUAAUCUACCACCAUUCUUCAGUUAUGAAUUCAAUCUAAUCCUAAAGAUGCAUUAUAUAA